Molecule: messenger RNA, 826 nt
Organism: Atta colombica
Lineage: Eukaryota; Metazoa; Arthropoda; Insecta; Hymenoptera; Formicidae
Product: gastrula zinc finger protein XlCGF71.1-like
Biological process (GO): regulation of transcription by RNA polymerase II
Cellular component (GO): nucleus
Molecular function (GO): DNA-binding transcription factor activity, RNA polymerase II-specific; RNA polymerase II transcription regulatory region sequence-specific DNA binding
Source: RefSeq, a predicted model, not a curated record
UAUAUCAUCGAUAAAUAACAGAGUUAAAUGUCUAGCUAUUUUAUUGAAUCCUCACUCGUUAUUUUUUAUAACUUUAUAUUACCUCAACAAAUAAUUUUAUCUUAAUAUUUUCAUAUUUAAUCUCGGUAAUAUAAAGAUUUAGGACGCAGGAAUGCAAAAAAUCCGGAUUCGACUCCCGACCGAGAUAAACAGUUUAUCUCCUCAAAAACUUUGCAACAUAAACGUACAUACUGACGUUAGGUUCUACAAAUGUGGAGAAUGUGAUAAAGCGUUUAAAAAAAAAGGGAAUUUGCGCGAACAUGAGAAAAUCCAUAAAGGUGAAAAACCUUAUCAAUGUGAUCUUUGUGAAAAAGUAUUUAAUUCCAAAUCCUCUCUAAAAAGGCAUAUAGAGGCUAAACAUUGCAUUGAUAUAAAUUACAAAUGUACCAUGUGUGAGAAAAUUUACAAAACUCAGGACCAUUUGCGUUAUCAUAUAAACACGAUUCAUUCCCAAAGACAGUAUAAAUGUGACCAAUGUCAAUCUACAUUCGCCUAUCCUAGCUACUUAAAACGACACAUAAAAAUACAUACAGGCGAGAAACCGUAUGUCUGCGAGAUUUGUGGCAAAAGAUUUAUCAAUAAAGGCCACCUAAACAAUCACAGAUCUGUACAUAGCGAUGAAAAGCCGUAUGAUUGUGAAGUGUGUGGUAAAAUCUACAAGCGAAAAAAAGAACUUAAUCGACACAUUCAAAGAUCACAUCUAAGGGUCACUGACAUCACCUGUAUGACAAGCGAAGAACAAACUGCAACUGACAAUGAAAGAGAUAAAGAAAAUUAUAACUACUAA